UUAAUCUUUAAACACAUUGAACGGCAAUUCUAUUAUUCUGCGUUUUGUGUGUGUGUGUGUGUGUGUGUGUGUGUGAAGUAUGUGAAGUAUGUGAAGUGUGUGACCGUCGUCAGUCGCACGUGUGACCUCUGUCCCAGUGACAGAUGCGCGUUGUAACAAUGGCAGAAAUUGACUGGCCCUGGCAAUAUAGUUUUCCACCGUUUUUUACACUUCAACCUCACGCGGAUACCCGGUCCAAGCAAAUUGCAGCUUGGAGGAGCCUGGUGCUCGAGUAUUAUCGCACCACGAAGCAGGCCGUCAUAGACGUGCGGGAGGUAGACACAAAUCCUGUGUUCAAUAACACUGCCAUCAAUCGAAAACUACCAUCAGAGACAAUCUUACUGAUAUUGGAGGAAUUGAGAAAAUCAGGUAAUGCCACCCCAUUGGACAAGACCAAACAGAGGUGGUUGGUUUAUUGGCAUACUUUGGAAGAAUGGGGUGAUAUAAUGUACAACUGGGCACAGGAGAAUGGUUUUAUCGGAUCGGUAUGCACAUUGUUUGAAUUGACACAAGGAGAAGAUACUUCUGAGCAAGAAUUUCAUGGUCUUGACACAGAAGUAUUAAUCAGAUCACUCAGGACGCUGGAGGCUGCAAAGAAAGCUGAGCUCAUCUUAUUCGAUGAUAAUCAAGGUGUUAAAUUUUUCUAGUCCCUAUAAAUUACACAAUGUAAUCUACAAUUAUCAAUAUCUGCUCUCCAUAGUGAGAGACAAAGGAGGAAUUGCAAGAUUUUUCAUGAAUUAAAUCGAUUAUAUCUCUAUAGUUAAAUGCAAACAUUUAUUUAAUAUAUUAGUAAUACAUAUUUUUCCGUUUUCAUAAAUAAACAAACCAAAAUCGCUUAUUAACGCUAAGCACGUAUGAUGUUCAAAUGCGAUGAUAAAUUACAUUGUGAUAGAAGAUUUCGAGCAUACAAACUUAAUACGUUGAGAUAUGUGAAUCGUAUACAAUACAUAACAUUGCUCGAAGCAGAAAAACAUAGAAACAAG
Harpegnathos saltator (Jerdon's jumping ant) is the source of this 1022-nucleotide messenger RNA. It is a transcript of the gene Vps25, whose product is annotated as vacuolar protein sorting 25. Gene Ontology annotation, cellular component: ESCRT II complex. NCBI's taxonomy places the organism in Eukaryota, Metazoa, Arthropoda, Insecta, Hymenoptera, Formicidae. The record is from RefSeq and is a predicted model, not a curated record. The coding region runs from base 144 to 686 and encodes 180 amino acids. Gene Ontology annotation, biological process: protein transport to vacuole involved in ubiquitin-dependent protein catabolic process via the multivesicular body sorting pathway. The transcript has 4 exons. Gene Ontology annotation, molecular function: protein homodimerization activity; structural molecule activity.